ACGAGGCAGUUCCAUAAACCACAAAUAUUUUCUAAGUGUUGUUAGCGAUGUUGGUUCAAGAAGUUUUGUGGAGAUAAACACGGUUUCACAUCUUAUUCUACAUAACAUCAGAUCAACUACCUCCGUGUGUGGAGCAGCGGACUUGUUUUAGAAAACUUUGGAUGGGAUCCUUUGGUCCGUUGGGAACAUGGAUCUCGGACUUUCGCAUAGUUCUGGCUGUAACGUUACUGACACGCGGCAGCUUGAGCAACUGAGCGUGAUGGUGAAAGAAGAAGAUAUAAAAGAGGAGGAAUAUGGUCAUAUGAUUUCAUGUCCAGAUGAAGAUGAAAAGCCCUUUGCAGAGCUUCACUGUAAAACUGAAACGGACGUCACAGAGUCCAACGUUACUUACAAUGAAACACAACAGACAACCGCGGAGAUUGAAGUGAAGAUUGAAGAUGAUGAACAAGAACACGAUUAUCUGCUGGGAAGUGUGUCUGAAGACCCAGAUGUAGCGCAACAGAAGAUCCAUGGACAGCACGAUGAACUUGACCUGCAACUCGAUGGAACGCUGCACCACUGCACCAUCUGCAGGAAGAGUUUCACGACCCUGAGAGAACUUGAGAAACAUCAGCAAACACACUCUGUUGGUGUGAAUAAAAAGUAUAACCCUGGUAGCAAAAGGCGACAUGAAUGUGCCCAGUGUGGAAAAGCAUUCUCAAAAGUUUCAACUCUUAAAACCCACAUUUUAACUCACACAGGAAAGAAGCGUCAUAAAUGCAUCCAGUGUGAAAAAUCGUAUUCCUGUGCUUGGCGUCUUAAAACCCACAUGCUAAUACACACUGGUGAGGAGCCUCAUAAAUGUGACCAAUGUGGAAAAGCGUUUACAACACUCACAGAUCUUAGAGUGCACAUGCUCACACACUCUGGAGAAAAGCCUCAUAAAUGUGACCAAUGUGGACGAAGUUUUUCAAAGAGAUCAAGUCUUAAAGCCCAUAUGAUGACGCACACUGGAGAGACGCCUUAUAAAUGUGUCCAAUGUGGAAAAGGUUUUACACUAUCCACAAAUCUUAAACAGCACAUGCUCACUCACUCUGGAAUAAAGUCUCAUAAAUGUGACCAAUGUGGAAAAAGUUUUACAUUCCGAUCAAAUCUUAAUGUCCAUAUGAAGACGCACACUGGAGAGAAGCUUCAUAUACGUGGUCAUUGUGGAAAAGGUUUUACAACAUCCACAGAACGUAGACUGCACAUGCUCACACACUCUGAAGAAAAGCCUCAUAAAUGUGACCAAUGUGGAAGAAGUUUUUCAGUCAGAUCAAAUCUUAAAGCCCAUAUGAUGACACACACUGGAGAAAAGCCUCAUAAAUGUGACCAAUGUGGAAGAAGUUUUUCAAAGAGCUCAAAUCUUAAUAUCCAUAUGAAGACGCACACUGGAGAGAAGCCUCACAUAUGUGCCCAGUGUGGAAAAGGUUUUGCACUAAUUCCAUAUCUCAAAACCCAUAUGCUAGUACACACUGGAGAGAAACCCCAUGUAUGUGUCCAGUGUGGAAAAGCGUUUUCACAAAAUGCACAUCUUAAAACCCACAUGCUAAAACACUGGUGAGAAGCCUUAUAAAUGUGCCCAGUGUGAAAAUGCCUUUAGAACAGCCGCACAACUGAAACAUCACCUGCGUAUACACACUGGAGAGAGUGUCGUCAUCGUCUU
Alosa sapidissima (American shad) is the source of this 1684-nucleotide messenger RNA. Its product is annotated as zinc finger protein 664-like. NCBI's taxonomy places the organism in Eukaryota, Metazoa, Chordata, Actinopteri, Clupeiformes, Clupeidae. Gene Ontology annotation, molecular function: RNA polymerase II cis-regulatory region sequence-specific DNA binding; DNA-binding transcription factor activity, RNA polymerase II-specific. The record is from RefSeq and is a predicted model, not a curated record. Gene Ontology annotation, cellular component: nucleus. Gene Ontology annotation, biological process: regulation of transcription by RNA polymerase II; central nervous system development. The transcript has 3 exons. The coding region runs from base 188 to 1582 and encodes 464 amino acids.